Micromonas pusilla CCMP1545 is the source of this 639-nucleotide messenger RNA. RefSeq lists its product as uncharacterized. The transcript has a single exon. NCBI's taxonomy places the organism in Eukaryota, Viridiplantae, Chlorophyta, Mamiellophyceae, Mamiellales, Mamiellaceae. The coding region runs from base 1 to 639 and encodes 212 amino acids. The record is from RefSeq and is a predicted model, not a curated record.
AUGGCGCCCGCCGACGCGCUCGAGCGCGCGCGCGUCGUCGCGCUCCUCGAGUACCUCCAGACCUCCCCGGUUCCGGAGGUCGUCGACGCCGUGUUCGAGGCUGCCGCGGACGACGACGACGACGACGACGACGACGACGACGCGCAGUCUCUCCUUCUGCGCAUUCUGCGCCAUCCGCUCGCGCGGCGGUCGCCCCCCGCGGCGUCCUACCGCGCGCGCCUCCUCAAGGCGUUCGUCCUGCGCCUGGAAGAGACGGGGACGGAGGUGUCCGACGCGCUCGCGGACGCGCACGCGGCGCUUCUCCUCGGCCGCGGCGGCGACGACGGCGAUGAGAAGGACGACGGCGCGUGGGGGUGGCGCACGUUCGCGUAUCGCGCGCGCGGAGGAUCCCAUCGCCAUCCGCCUCCUCCUCCUCCUCCUCCUCUCCCCGACGACGACGACGAUGGCGACGACGGCGACGCGCUAACGCGCGCGCUCGCGGACGCCGAGGUCCGCGCGGUGUCGAUCCGCGCAAGCAGGAACCUGUUCGAGGGCGGCACGGGCUGCCACGCCUGGCGCGCGGGGUUCCACCUCGCGGAGAUGAUCAUGAGGUGCGUUCUGUCUCACACUGGUCCCCGUACGACCGCGUCGGCGUGGUGA